GUUGUGAGAGGCUCGGCGCUGUCGUCUCGCGGCAAUUGGCCCGUGUUGGCACCGUCUGCGCGCCGUCUCCGGCGCGCGGACACCCACGGGCAGCCUCCGGACGCCGCCGGGCAGCACAGUCUCACCGCGCGGCAGCAAGGCGAGGCAAAGCGCUCGUCUCUGAUCUAGCGCCAAAGCCAAAGCGCUCAGCUGGCCUAGCGCCACAAGCGUAGACCAUGGCCCUCGUCAUCCGCGACGCCUGGAGCGGCCAGCCGACGCACGCCAUCUACGUAAGGCACGCGCACAUCCUGAAGCCGCUCUUCCACAGCGACCUCAAGCAAGCCUUGUUACAUUCCACCUUUAGAAGGGUCAUCCUCCGCAAUAAACUGGGCAUCAAGUUGGAUGGGAGGACCUUCUCGUCAUUAAUAAGGGAGCUGGACCCGCGCUUCACGGGGUAUGUGAAGUAUGACUCCUUCGCGAGACACCUGCAGAAGGACUACAAGCUCGCGAAAGCUCUCGAGUUGCGCUUCGUCUCGGCAGAACAAGCGGGCAAGCCGACCUUCAAGAACGAGAUGCGCACGUGGCGCAAGAAGGGCACUGUCAGGAGAGAAACGGUGGUCUCGAACAACAACCCCAGCUCGUUGGGUGUGGGUGUCACGCAAAGGCGACUAAGGAGAGAGCUCGUGCGGCAGAUGUCUGCGCAAGUCCGGAGGGAGGAGGAGGAGUUCCGGAUGAUGAGCAAGCAGGAGAAGCGGGACUAUCGCGCGAGGCAGCGCGGCGAGCCGAUCAAGAAGAAGCGCGAGAUGCUGAGACAUGAAAAGACGGAGAUCUUUGGCGCGGGCAUUUUGAUGAUACUCCCUACCACUACUCGUCUCCCAUCUACCGAAGCGAAGGACGCGUGGUCGAACCCCAAGACGAAGCUCACGCUGCGCGGGCGCUUCGACUGAGUUCUAGUCCUCCCUCCUUCCCGGCCGUAAGGGCUCUUUGAAGAUAGUUCUCUUU
Pelagomonas calceolata is the source of this 981-nucleotide messenger RNA. The record is from the annotation of a GenBank genome assembly. NCBI's taxonomy places the organism in Eukaryota, Pelagophyceae, Pelagomonadales, Pelagomonadaceae.